UAAAGACUAUAGCAAUUAGUAUAAGUAAGGAAGAUGGGAAUUACUAAGUUGAGGUUCUCACUUUGGUGCAUUGCAUUCCUUGUGCUGGUGACAUGGGUCUCUAGAGCAAGUGCUCAAGAUAGCUCUUGCAUAAACAAGCUUGCACCUUGCCUAAACUACCUAAAUGGGACCAAAGACCCACCUGAUAGCUGUUGUGAUCCACUGAAAUCUGUGAUUGAAUCAGACCAAAAAUGCUUAUGUAGCUUGGUGAGUAACAGAGGCACAAGGAAAGCUGAGCAAGCUGGAAUUAAUGUUAAUGAGGCUCAGGCAUUGCCCGGGAGAUGUGGCCAGCGUGUUAAUCCAUUGUCCUGCCUAACAAAUUCACGUGGUUCUACGAAUUCAAGUCAAAACUCAGCAACCAAGUUGAUGCAAGUUUCUUUUGGAGUCAUGAUGAUUUCAGCUGUAUUAGUUAUUGCUAUGUAACGAGCAUUCAGCAUCAAUUAUUUAGGCACAAAUGCUUAGACUUAAUAUGAUAAUUUGUUAUUGGAAAUUUCUUUG
Molecule: messenger RNA, 537 nt
Organism: Lotus japonicus
Lineage: Eukaryota; Viridiplantae; Streptophyta; Magnoliopsida; Fabales; Fabaceae
Product: non-specific lipid transfer protein GPI-anchored 30
Exons: 2
Coding region: 34-462 (142 amino acids)
Biological process (GO): lipid transport
Molecular function (GO): lipid binding
Source: RefSeq, a predicted model, not a curated record